AUACGGCGCUUAAAAAGCGGUUAAAGUUUUGUUGAAGUUGCCUUUUGUAGUAUAUUGUGACGCGCUGCAACUAGGUUGUAAAUUCUGAAAGAGUGACCAUGCCUGUUACGGGAAAAUAUGUACCAUUCAGUGAUGGUGAAAACUCUGCAUCAUUCAUAAAAGAGCACAGCUGUAUAUUAUAUGCACCUGAUGAUCUUGCCCGGGCUCCAAAGUGUCACCAGCAGCGAACUGUGCUGCAGGACCUCUGUCUCAACACCAGACAAUCUCUUCAUCAUGAGAAGAGUGGGGCAGGAGGCUGCAGCAAUCCAGCUUCCACACCUGUAGCCGUCAACAAAUCCGAUCACGAGGCACACGUGCAGUUUGCUCGAGAAUUCGUCGUCGAGUUAGUGGAGACUGUACCCAAGAAAAGUGAAAAGGCAGCUCUGACUAAACAUUUGGAAGAAGAGGAUGUUGUUUCUGUGAAAUCUGUGACACCAUCUGAAGGCAGUCUGCAAAGUGGCAUCAGUGUUGCAGGAAGUACUUCUUUACCUGAUUUGUUACAGCCAGAAUUUGUCUACAAGAAACAAACAGAUACAGAUACAGACACAACUGAAUACGAGAGUGCUGCAGAGAUUGAUCCCCUUGAUGCAGGGUCUCCUGUUGGGAGCCUUAUUGCCAGGGAUCUCCUCUCAGGCUUCCAAGGGGCUUUAGAUGAAAAAGGGAAAGUGACAGAAAGUGCAGCUGCUGGAAGUCCUGUUGAGCCAGCUGCCAGUAACAAAGCUGAAAGCAUUGAGAGCAGCAUUAUAUCAUCUGAAUUUGAAAAGACAUUUGAAUACAAAACAGUCACAACUGAUAACUCUGUGUCACGAGGUAGUGAAUCCUCUUCUCUGUCAGAAGCAUAUGAAGAUGCGGGUGAUACAGCAGUCAAAACUUCAGCUGGUGAACUCAAAGUGAAAGCUCUUGAUAUUAGUGGUUUAUGUUUGUGUAUUGGUAAUUUAUGCUUGGAUAGUCCAAGAAGAACAGAAAAGGGCAAUUUAUCGUUUGAUAAUAAGGACUCGGUAUACAAUUCAAAUUCAAGCUCUGACAUUUCAAUCCCAGUUAGUAAAAUUGAUAUAAUUGGGUCUGGGAAAUGUACACAGGUUACUAAUCAGCUUGAAGUUUUUUCACGUACUUCAUGUGGUGAUUCCACAUUUUUUCCUGAAAACAGUGAAGAAUCUGGUCUGGGAGUCUUAAAGAACUUAGAAACAACUAACAAAGCUGAUGGAGUUGAAAGCCCUCAGAAAUUUCCUGUUUUAUUUGAAGCUGCUAAGACAUUUGAUUCUGGGGCUUUUUCAGUAGAAGAUAACCUUCCAGCUUUAGUUGAAAACGGUGCCAACACAACAAGAACUGUUAAGAUUGACAGGAAUGUAGAAGCGGAAGUCAGUAAGACUGUUAUAGAACAUAAUCACGCUGACAUUCAUCAAGCUGUCGCUGAAAGUAAUGAAAUUCAGGACGAGAUCCCAUUUGUAGUAGAAUAUAGUGAGAAAGCAGUCUCAAAGGAAUCUGAUAUACAUAAUACGGAAAACAUUCAGGUAUGUCAGUGUAUAGUUACUAUUAAUGAGGCACAAGAAAAUCAUGUAGUAGAUGUUACCAAAGGCUUCAGAAAGUCUGAUAUUGUAGAGAAAAUUUGUCUCACUGAAGCUGAAGACAUUAACUCGGCUCCUGCCAAAUCCACGACCCCCAUCGGCAUUGCGUUUGAUGUUGAAGAACCUUUGUUGUCUACAAAUGUAACAGAUUCUGUUGAAGAAACUGAGAAUUGUCUCAGAGGUAAAUCAUUACAAGACUUAGAUUCUACAUGGACUUCUACAUCACAUGAAGAUUUGAUUGUUGAAAAGGAAGCAGUUUCACAAUUUACUGAUUCUGCAGUUCAUAACAAGUCUGAGCCAGAAGCUGGAAUCGCUCUUACAUCUGCUGAAGUGCCAGACAUUUCAGAUCUUAUUGUUGCACCUAUCCCUGCCACUUUUGCGCACAUUGAAGCUGGAGAAUGGAAAUUGCCAGUUGAGACAGAACAGUUACAAAAGGUUGUUAAGGAGACACCUACUGUUUUGAAUGAGCUCUUUGAAAUCUGUAACCGCCAGCAGAAAGACCUAGAACUAGACAGUGAAAAGUUUGUUGAUGGUACAGAAUUUUUUAGUUCUCCGUCCAAGCCAGGAAAUUUGAGUGAGAAGGUUGAAUUUCAUGUUCCUCAUAGCCCUGUUCCCUCCAAAUUAAAAGAAAGUGUCUUUGAUCAGCCAGCUGCAGGUGAAUUCGAAGAAUUUGAUCAAACAAUAGCUGAUGAAGCUGAAAGUAUAUUGCAAGAGAUUAUGAACUCAUCUUCUGAAUGUUAUGAAACAGCUUUAACAGAAAGUGACAAUAGACAUUUAAACAGUACUCAACAAACUAAUUUGCUGAAUAUUACCAAGGUGAUGGCAGAUGCACAAAGAGUGUCCAGUAGUACAGCUGCCGUGGAUGAGACCAGUGUCGGUCCCUUUGUCUGUCAGGCAUCCUUGCAUCGGUCUCCACCACCAUACUGUAAAACUUCUCCAAGAUCAUCAAGCUCAGUUCCCAGUCCUUGUGAGUCACAAUGCACAAAGUCAAAGAUGUCAUCCAUAAAUGCAGUGAAAGGCGGUUCUCCAUGUAACCAUGUAUCAGGAGGUGCUUCUCCAAGUACCUGCUCAGGGAAAAACAGCCCAGAUCACAGAACUUCCUGUAACAAGGAGAGCUCACCCAAGAGUUCAGUCAACCCAGAGGUGAAUCAGAGUGAAGCAGGACCUGAGAUUGCAGAUACACAGUUGUACAGUAGAGAUGUGUUUCAGGACCCUGCAGCUUUUGAGUAUUUGAGCUCAGUGGGCAGUUCUCAUGUAGCAUCAGAUUUACGUAAGGAAUCUCUGUAUGUGAAAUUUGAUCCACUAGUGGGAGGAGUCUGCAGGACUACUGAUAAGUCAUUACCUCUGCCUCCUUCAGUAGAAACAAAAAGCUCCGUGCCUGCAGCUACAAGUUCUGGGGAGGAGCAUCAGUCUGGAAAUACAACGCCUGUCAAGAAUCCUGCUCUCUCAGUCAUUGAUAAAUUGAUCUCACUCAGUCCAUCACCUUUGAAGUCAUGCCAGAUAUCACCCACCGAACAGCCUGUCAUCUCACCUGUAAAGGAGUCUGUUCCAGCAUCAGAUAGACAGGUGGCAGCUGACAGCUGUUCAGGGACAGUGAUUAGAACCAAUGAAACUAUAAUGGAAGAAUUGUAUCUGUUGCGGAAAUUGUGUGCAACACAAGACGAGAAGUACAAAGAAAGGAUGGCUCAGCUAGAACGGGAAAUUGUAACCUGCCGAGGUCAUGUGGAAAAUUUGCAGUCUUUGGUCAAAGAGAGUGAAGAACGUGAGACUAAACUGAACGAGAAAAUGGUUGAGAAGGCUCAGGCACAAAAGCAAACGAGCAUUAUCAUGGAGGAAUAUGAGAAGACAAUAUCAAGACUUGUUGCAGACAAGGAGCAAGAGCGGCAGGCACAUGAACUGGACAAGGCAGAGCUCCUCAAAGACCGGGAUGCUGCAAUGGGCCAUCUUGCUAACAUAGAAAUAGCAUUUUCUGACCUACACAAAAAAUAUGAGAGAAGUAAAGCUGUAAUUGAAGAUUUCAAAAAGAAUGAGGAGGUUUUGAGGGCGAGUUUAGCAGAGUAUGAGGCCACUAUUCGCAAGCAGGAGCAGAAGUAUGACAUGCUGAAAUCCCAUGCCAUGGCUCAGUUGGAAAGUGCAAAUCAAGAAUUGGAUUCUGUGCGUCGUAGUCAGCAGGCAGAGACUGCCAAAUUGAAGGCAAUGCUGAAGAAAGCAGAAGUAAAAGCAAGCUCACUGGAAGAAAUGUUAGAACAGAAAAUAAAAGAAAAUCAAGAGCUUGCUUCCAUUUGUGAUGAUCUUAUAAGUAGAGUUGGUGGCAGUGAAUAAGCUGAGCUUGUCAUGGUUGUUUUGCUUCUACUCUGGUAGGAUGCAGCCAUUUGCUGCAUUCUUAAUAAUAAUACAUAGAAAUAGAAUAUAUGAGCAGAUUGGCUCAGCAGGAUUUUUCCAAGUUUGAAUUUUUGAGACACCUGUUUCAGUUUUCAACCAUGGAACUGUGUACUACAUCCUGAUGCAAUGUUUGUGCUGUUCCCAUAUCUCUCCAGGCAAGUACUGCAGCAGUACUUCUUGAACAAGCUAUGAUUUUUUUCAGCCUUACCUAGUAAUCAUUGCAGUUAAUACAAACAAGAAUUGGUGCAAGCCCAAAUGCAGAAUUGAAAAAAAUUAAAGGAGUUGUCAAACCAACCUCAAAUACCGCAUCAUUAAAACGUGCCAGCAGUUUUUCCCAUUUCACCAUAUGCAGUUUUUCUUGAUCAGUGUUUCAUAACCUUGCAGUUGAUAUAGCAUCAUUAAAUAACCUACAAAUCAUUUCAGAAGAAAAAUCGUUGCCACACAAAGAAAACAUAUUAAGUUGAAAUGAAUGUGGUGGCUACAUGUGGUAUGAUAAUGUGCUAGAUUGUAACACAGUUUCACUUUUGUUCACUGGGAUUCAUAACAUAAGAAAUUUGUCUUUAUUGUUUGCAUCCUGCUAUAUAUUACUAUAUGGUAUUAUACAACCAUCAACACAACAAUUUCAUAAUAAAUAAACCAAUAUUCCAUUUCAGUGUUCAUUUAUUAUGUACAGUUUGUACAUGAUUUGAUCCAGCUAGAUCUUCAUUAGACAGUUUUCAUUAAAUGUAGUAACUCAUUAUUGAAUUGUAUUUCUAAUGUGGAUCCAUAUUAGUGAUCAUUAAUAUAAAUUUAUUUACAAUUCCUGUGUUUUUUUAUAUUUUAAUAGUCUUAAACUGUAAAACGUUAUAACUCAUAGUCUAGACACACAAUAGGAAUACACCCAGCACCAUAAAAUACAUGGGUGUGUAGAUGGGACUACACAUUGAAUAUUAGAAUUACAAAACAGAGGCACAGCAGUUUCCUCCAGCAAUUUCUAAACACCUGAUGAUGACCAAUGACAGUUGAAACAUGUAAUGCAAUGUACAAGAGCUUUUAAAUAAGGUUUAAAAGACACGUGUAUGCAAGAAACUUAAGUUUUAGAAGGAUGCGUUGCAUGUCAGAUGGUGAACCAUUGACAUCUGAUGUGCAACAGGAUCCUACAAUAUAAUGUUGUAACUCGGUUAAAAGUUAAAAAGUCUUUUGUUUAUAUGAGCAUGAAGUUCACGUCUGUGAUAUAUCAUGGAGGGGUUUUCUACGAGUCUUUCCAUAUGCAAGUGAUCUGUGUUGUAUUUUCCUUUUGUGGUACUGUGAGUGAUGGUGGUAAAUGUAUUAUGUAUAUUGUGUCCUGCACAGGGUGCCACAUCUUCUUGCUAACAGAUAGCAGUUGUUCCCCUUCUUUGGUUCUGUUUUUACUAACUACUGUUUAAUGUCAUGGUGGUUAUGUGUCAUAGGUCAUGUGGUGUUCAUUGGGAAGGGGGGCAUAUUUGGUGGUGUGUAUCUACAAAGGUAUCAUUCAUUUGUAAUCUUUGUUUCUUAAAUUAUAUACAUGGAAUCAUUCAAGUGUAUUUAGUGAUUGGCCUUUCUUUUCAUUAUAUAGUAUUUCUAAUGUUUCAUCACUUGUGCCCUAUGUGUGUCCUGUGUCAAGUAUAGUGUCCGGAUGAACGGUAUCCAAAAAUUUAUAUCUCGGAAACUAAUUGUCAUACACAUAUCCAGUUUAUGUCAUCAGAAAGGAAAACUCUGAAAGUUUUUUUUUUCAUACCCAGCUUACGCGCAUACGCUGCCACAUUUUUUCCACCAUGUUAGGAAUCGCCUGGACGGAGAUGGAUGGGAUAUGAAUUGGCAGAAUUGAACCAAUUGCUUCGCCUCCCUGGUCACCAGAUUUAACCCCACUGGAUUUUUUCUUGUGGGGUUAUAUGAAGAACAUUUUCUACCAAGCUAAGCUCAAUGGCCUUCAACGCCUGAAAGCCCACAUAACGGACGCUGUGGCUACAAUAACACCAAACGUGCCUUGAUAUUUGUCAUGCCACCAAGGGAGCCCACAUUUAAAUUUACUGAGAAAGUUAUAUACGGAGAAAAAACUUUUAUGGUUUCCCUUUGUAAUGGUGUAACCCAUUAAUAAUGUAACGUGUUUGGAAUAGACACUUCCAUGGUAACGCAAUAGCAGUGAGCCAUUGCAUAGAGAACGCUGAAUCUCCACAGAGAUGAACAACC
This is a messenger RNA of Cryptotermes secundus, 6176 nucleotides long. It is a transcript of the gene tacc, whose product is annotated as transforming acidic coiled-coil-containing protein 3. NCBI's taxonomy places the organism in Eukaryota, Metazoa, Arthropoda, Insecta, Blattodea, Kalotermitidae. Gene Ontology annotation, cellular component: cytoplasm. Bases 99 to 3926 code for a protein of 1275 amino acids. The transcript has 12 exons. Gene Ontology annotation, biological process: cerebral cortex development; cell population proliferation; mitotic spindle organization. The record is from RefSeq and is a predicted model, not a curated record.